Messenger RNA from Suillus subalutaceus, 1878 nucleotides. RefSeq lists its product as uncharacterized. The record is from RefSeq and is a predicted model, not a curated record. The coding region runs from base 328 to 1848 and encodes 506 amino acids. NCBI's taxonomy places the organism in Eukaryota, Fungi, Basidiomycota, Agaricomycetes, Boletales, Suillaceae. The transcript is spliced from 6 exons.
ACUUGAUCAAGUUGUGUUCUUACUCACUCAGGCUAGUACUAGCAGCUCCACUGAACUCUCUGCUGGUACUUAGCCUGAUGCGAAUAGAAUGACAGCGUCACACAGCCACUUUUCCAUAACGAAGUCACAUCAUGCACCAGGAAAUGUAUUUAACCUGGGUGUCCAUAAUGCGUGCACUUUGUGUCGUUCUCCAUUUCAAGGUUUCUUUUAUUCUGGCAUCCCCAAAACGAACUCUCCUCAGUCUCUCAAUCUGAAGACCAAGUUCUCCUUGUAUUUCUAGCCCGAGCCUCUCUUCAUUUGAGACUAGCCUUCCUGUCCCUGCCUCCCAUGGAAGCUUCUUCCAAACCGACGAAUGAAAUUUUGCAUUCAUAUGACACACUCCCAUAUGACCAGGACUUUGACUUGAUGAUAUCUGAUGCGAAGUUCACUGCUGAUACUAGAACCGAUUUCUACGACCGAAGUCUGACGAGCCGCAAAUAUGCCCUUGUUGGAGUGGCAUGCUCGAGUAUCUUCGGCUGCUUAUGCAUCAUUGCAAGCAUCGUCAUUUUAGCCAUUUACGGAGUCUCGGGAGUAGCCACGACCAACACAGCCCUUGAUUUUACUCUGCAAGUGCUGAAGGAGAUACUGCCAAUAAUUGUCACGUUGUGCACCGAGUCCAUAGGCUUCGUACACGGCAUUUCAUUGCGCUCUGCGCUAGCCUCAGAGUCUCGACUUCGUUUCAACACCAAUCUCCGCCUUCUGACUGCAGCUCGAGGGUGCUCGGCCUCACUCGUCAUAUGUUUUGACUUUUCCGUGGAAAAUUGGGGUCUUCAACCUGCCAUCGCAGGGGUACCUCUCCUCAUUUUGGGCGUCGCACUUCUUCUCCAGGUGAUGAUCGCAUUGUCAGCAAUGAGGGCUGUCAAAAUAUUGACAUGGAGCUCCUCGCCUUUCGACUUGACCGCCGCACUAGUUCACCACACCCAAUUGACCCCUGAUACUCUCCGGUGCAUGCGUUGUGUGUCUGACAUGGACACAUAUGGAGGUCCAACGAAGCCACGAGAGGUACAGCCCUCUGCGUGGCAUGCUCACCCUAGCAUCCGGAAAGUUGUCAUUUCUCUAUGGUGGCCCAUCUCACAUCCAACGGCCAAUGCGCUGACCUCACAAACGUGGUCGUUCUCGCCCCAUUCGCAGUCCAAUUUCAUCGUGUAUGAUGCACCUGGUGUCAAUGUUGGGACGUGGGCUGUACUCUUUGUCAGCAUGGCCGUUUUCCAGGGACCGUUGACACUCGGGCUGCAUUGCUCGGAGCUCAUCGCGAAUGUCAUUCGAGACGAAAGACAGUGGAGAUGCGCUACUGGAAGGAAAGGGCUUAGAACGGCGACGAACCCGGUGAAGACGAUUGUCACUCAUCCGAUCUGUCUCGUACUUUUCCUCGCGAAGCCUUUCCUGCACUGGAUGUUUGGGCAAUCAUUCACGAUAUCUAAUCCCGUCUAUGAAGGGACACUACUAGUAAAAGGACCGUGGGUAUUCAUGUUCACUGCUCAGGUUCGCACUUACUGCCUAUGUAAAACUGCUACGACACCCUCACACCCUCGUGCAGAUUGGAACUUAUGCCUUGCACUCUUUAUAUUUGCCUGCUUCUUCACUUUCGUCGCACUGCGCCGACCGCGUGGUCCCCAGCCUGCUGCAUACGGCCACGUCCAGACCCUCGCCAACCUCGUGGACGAGUGGUCGUCUGUGAUGUGGUGGGGACACAAGAAGGACGGAAUUCCGUACUGUCAUGCUGGGACGAGCGAUCACCCGCUGCCGGAUGUGAAGAUGGACUGCGUUUAUGCUGGUUCCGGUGCUGAGUCUCGGGUACCUUUCUCGUGAGAGGUACUUGCUUUGCUUUUUAAAGGGAAU